This is a messenger RNA of Saprolegnia diclina VS20, 1160 nucleotides long. RefSeq lists its product as hypothetical. The record is from RefSeq and is a predicted model, not a curated record. The transcript has a single exon. Gene Ontology annotation, molecular function: protein binding. NCBI's taxonomy places the organism in Eukaryota, Oomycota, Saprolegniomycetes, Saprolegniales, Saprolegniaceae. The coding region runs from base 51 to 1112 and encodes 353 amino acids.
UCGGCAGUCCCGACCUUCUGGACCACCCGGCUGCUGCCGGUCGCCUCGACAUGCUCCAGUUCCUUCACGAAAUGUUCCCAAACAUGCGCCUCGAGCACACGCUCGCGGCAGCUGCGCGCCACGGGCACUGCCACAUCGUCGCGUACCUUUUGGCAACGGGCAUCUCGUCGAUCAGGGCGCUCAAGCAGGCCGCCGAGUAUGGGCACCUCGCUUGCUGUCGCCAACUGCUCGCAGUGUACCGCGACACCAACGUCUUGCCAGUGUCCGUGAUGGUCGCCGCCGUCUCGGGCGGACACGACGCCGUGAUUGAACUAUUGCAUCCGCUGCAAAUCUGGUCGCACGAGUACAUGGACACACGUGCGCGACUCGGCCGGCUUGAUCUUGUGACGUUGUUGCACACUACCGGACACUUUGCGUGCUCCCGCACGGCCAUGGAUUUGGCUGCAACCAACGGGCAUUUGGCGGUCGUCCGGUUCCUCCAGACCCACCGGAACGAAGGCUGCACGGAGCUUGCGAUCGACGGGGCUGCUGGAAACGGGCAUUUGGCCGUCAUCAUCUUCUUGCACGAGCAUUGCGGUGCCAACGCCACGGCGUAUGCGGUAGCGCGGGCGGCGGCGGGCGGCCAUGUCGAGAUCGUGCGGUACCUGCACGACGUCAUGCACACGCCUGUACUUGACGACGUGCCCGAGCGCGCGGCGCGUGGUGGCAACUUGGAAGUUGUCCGCUAUCUGCACGAACAAGGACUUGGUCGAUGGACACGCCGCGUCAUGGACGAAGCCGCAGCGUUUGGCCACUGCGACCUCGUGGUGUUCUUGCAUACGCACCGAAGCGAGGGCUGCUCGGCCGCCGCGUUCGACGAAGCCGUUGCGCGUAGCCAUCUCGAGGUUGUGCGCUAUUUGUACGAGGUCGUCGGGUGGAAGAUGUGCUCGAUUAGUGCGGCGCGGAGAGUCAUACGAAACGGCGAAGCGCCACUGCUGCAGCUCAUCGACGCCAUCGCGUACAACGUGGUGCCCGCGCUGGAAGCUACGCCGCGGCGGUUCGUCGCGCUCAUCGAGCACUUGGAAUAUACAAGAGUGACACGAGACGCCAAGGGCAGUGGGCGGUCGGCCUAGGCAAUGUUACGGCUAACACAAGGAAUCAAGAGGGGUUGAUGUAUGCGA